CUUUCCUUUCAUUUUCAUCAAUCUUUGAUAUACCAAUCCAUAGUUGUAGCGUUCUCUCAAAAUCAAAGCCACGAAAAAUCACAUUCGAUUUCCAUCCCACCAAUUCUACGAACAGAGAGGUGAAAAUGGAGUCUAAAAAUUUCAUUUUGGUCAAGCUUCUGCUGCUGCUGCACUAUUUGUCCCUUUUCUGUGCUUCACAGGAUUUUGAUUUCUUCUACUUUGUUCAACAGUGGCCUGGAUCAUACUGUGACACACAGAAGAAUUGUUGCUACCCCACAAGUGGAAAGCCUGAUGCAGAUUUUGGAAUUCAUGGUCUGUGGCCUAAUUACAAUGAUGGCUCAUACCCUUCUAACUGUGAUCCUAGCAACCCUUUCAACCCAUCUCAGAUAUCUGAUCUGAGAAGUAGUUUGCAAAACAAUUGGCCCACACUUGCAUGUCCAAGUGGGGAUGGGAUGACAUUCUGGAGCCAUGAAUGGAACAAACAUGGAACUUGUUCGGAGUCAGUCCUCAAACAGCAUGACUAUUUUGAAGCAGCUCUCAGCCUUAGACAAAAGGCCAACAUCCUCAAAGCUCUUACAUCUGCAGGAAUUGAACCAAAUGGAGGAUCGUACAGUUUGAGCAGCAUAAAAGGGGCAAUAAAGGAUGCAAUUGGGUACACUCCAUUCAUUGAGUGCAAUGUCGACUCAUCUGGGAACAGCCAGCUAUACCAAGUUUACUUAUGUGUCAACAAUUCUGGUUCAGAUUUCAUUGAGUGCUCUGUAUUCCCUCAUGGAAAAUGUGACUCAGAAAUUCAGUUCCCAUCUUUUUAUGCAUAAUUUUUCUUCUUCACAUUUUCAUAUGAAAGUGCUUUAUAUAAUAAAAUGCUGUAUCUAAUUAUAGCCAACAGUUCUGCAACUUCUGCUCUCAAUAUGUUGGUGAGAAUCUGUGGGAAUAAAUCCUAACAAUUGGAGAUUUUAUCUUUCCAGAUAUUGAAUGA
Molecule: messenger RNA, 976 nt
Organism: Vigna radiata var. radiata (mung bean)
Lineage: Eukaryota; Viridiplantae; Streptophyta; Magnoliopsida; Fabales; Fabaceae
Product: ribonuclease 1
Exons: 4
Coding region: 126-815 (229 amino acids)
Biological process (GO): RNA catabolic process
Cellular component (GO): extracellular region
Molecular function (GO): RNA binding; ribonuclease T2 activity
Source: RefSeq, a predicted model, not a curated record